UCAGAGGAAGAUAGUCCCACUAUUAACGGAUUUAGAUUUUUCGAUAUGGAGGUGCUGUCGUCUGUUUUUGAGCAGCUACGGUGUGGAGAUUGUGGCAGUUUCAGCCUUCUGUUGAUGGAAGAUAGCACAGAGCGGAAGGGAUGUGCCUCGACUUUGCGCUUGUUGUGUGAACACUGUGGCUGGAAAUUUUCUUUUUGUACUUCAAGAAAGCAAGGAAAGAGCUGUGAAGUAAAUAGACGUCUUGUGUAUGGCAUGAGAACUAUUGGCAAAGGUUAUGCUGGAGCAAAAAAAUUCUGUGCUAUAAUGAACAUGCAAACUUCCAGGGAUCAGCACCAGCCAUGGAGCCAGAGGGAGCAGAUCGCAUAUUUCAGAGGUCUGUUGAAAAACACAACCUCAGAUACACUGAAUUUUAUGGUGAUGGUGACAGUAAGAGCUUCACAAGGGUGAAAGGAGUUUAUGAAGAUGAUGGAAUAGAAAUGGAAAAGAAGGAAUGCAUUGGACAUGUCCAGAAGAGAGUGGGAACUGCACUUCAUAAAUUAAAGCAAGAGAACCCAGGCUUAGGAGGCAAGGGUAAACUGACUGAUAGUCAAAUAGACAAACUUCAAAACUACUAUGGCAUAGCCAUAAGAUCAAAUGUUGGAAAUCUUGCUGGCAUGAAGAAAGCAAUUCAUGCUAGCCUAAUGCAUUGUGCAUCCACUGAGCAACGCCCCCUUCAUGACUACUGCCCAACAGGCAGUGCAAGUUGGUGCCGUUAUCAACAAGAUAUGGCAAAUCAGACCAAGCUGUACAAACAUGGACCUGGCUUACCUCUUGAGGUAAUUGCAAAGUUAGAGCCAGAAUAUGUUAGACUCAGCAAUGACAUUUUACAGGAAAAAUGCUUGCAUGGUAAGACGCAAAAUCAGAAUGAAUCAUUAAAUGGAAUGAUCUGGCAGAGAGUCCCAAAAGAAGUUUAUGUUGGAAGGGAAACACUAGAACUAGGACUGUAUGAUGCAGUCGCUCAUUUUAAUAUUGGAGCAGUUACUGUUAUAAGAAUUUUGCAAGCCUUAAACUUUCCCUCUGGAAAAUAUACAGAAGAGGGUUGUAAGCUUCUUGAUCAGCUACGCGUGGAUGGUGCAGAAUAUAAAAGCAAGGCAAGCACCAAAAAGAGAAGAAAAGUCAUAAGAGGACUAAAAAAAAGAAAAGAGGACAAAAACAAACAAAGAGAGGGUGUGAACUAUGCCUCAGGACAGUUCUAG
Molecule: messenger RNA, 1235 nt
Organism: Porites evermanni
Lineage: Eukaryota; Metazoa; Cnidaria; Anthozoa; Scleractinia; Poritidae
Source: the annotation of a GenBank genome assembly